AUGACGGUACUUCCGCAAGUGCAUCAUUGGUCCACGGAAGGUUCCGAUCAACAACAACAAAAAAAAAAGGAUUUUUACGCCGCAGCAAUUGUCGCAAGGAAAACAGUUUUGAUGGGUGGACUCGGUAAAAACGGGAAUUACCCUUAUGAUUUGGAAAGACCAAAUGGGUUGCAGAUGCAACAAUUUUUAUCCAAGACCAUGCCAGUUAGCGUGUCUCGCAAAAUGUUGGAAGACCUUAACAACAUGAACGACAUACCAACGCUCUCUUCAUCGCCUCAUUCAUAUUCCUCCUCAAGUUCGAUAUCUCCGGAUCCGUUUGACCAAAGUCAUUCAUUACAUAGACAACCGACAUUUUCUUACAUUCCAAUACAUAAACGACGACGUUCCUUAGGUCCAUCCCUUAUACAUUCGAUGUCAUUUAAUUCAAUAUCAACGUCCAUUCCAAGUCAACAUUCGUUGAUGAGCUUGGCUUCAACGACAUCUUCAAUACAAACGCCCGAUAGCGAAAUGCCGACAACUCCCACCUCAUUAUUUUCUUCAACGUCCGAUCAAUCAAUGGAAUAUACGAGUUUUCCGAAUUUAGAAAAAUUUACUGACGAAUGCUGGACUGCAAUUCGUGUCGAAGAAAAGAAAGAUGUGUCGAUUGACAUCGAAAUGGAAUCUUAUGAUGAAAUGUUGGUUGGCGGUGUGCGUUUUCACUACACUUAA
This is a messenger RNA of Funneliformis caledonium, 708 nucleotides long. The record is from the annotation of a GenBank genome assembly. NCBI's taxonomy places the organism in Eukaryota, Fungi, Glomeromycota, Glomeromycetes, Glomerales, Glomeraceae.